Bradysia coprophila is the source of this 618-nucleotide messenger RNA. RefSeq lists its product as uncharacterized. The record is from RefSeq and is a predicted model, not a curated record. Lineage: Eukaryota; Metazoa; Arthropoda; Insecta; Diptera; Sciaridae.
UUAUAACGUAGUGACCGUUUCAUACGAACCCAGUUGAAAAUUCAUUGAACGGCAAGAUGACUGUAUCGCUAAACACAAAUCGCCAUACAUGGACCAGACCACGGCCCAUUUGGCCAAAGGACCAUUUCAAAUCCAACGAAUUUAUCGGCGAGAAACCAUUCAUUCCGUCGUUCAACAAUCGAAACACUAUUCCCGACACUUGGAUGCUGCUGCGAUGGGAUUACUAUCGCAUUUACGCGAAAGAACAUCGGGCCUACAUUGAUGAACGACUGGCUCGCGAGGCAAAAAUGAAAGCUAAAGCGGUUAUAAAGGACAUCACGGGCUUGAACAAGAAGAGAGUUACGGUUGAAGCGGAACCGAAGGAAAUGUUCAAAAUGGCUAGAUUCAAAAAUAUCCCGGCCAAGGUCAGUCAUCGAAGAUGCAUUGCAUGUGCCCAUAAACGGAAUUCGGAAUAGCUCAAUGGAUAGUAAUGUAAAUUUCAAGUAUAGAACGGGAAUCUUUGGAGCUUGUCCAGCUUGCAUAUAAUUUUGUGUUUGUAGUGAGUCGACUGAACAGUCGAUUUUAACCAAAUCAUGUGAGUAAAUCUGGUGCUUAGAAAAACCCAAUUUCGUUAAACAA